This is a messenger RNA of Scomber scombrus (Atlantic mackerel), 3697 nucleotides long. It is a transcript of the gene ppt2b, whose product is annotated as palmitoyl-protein thioesterase 2b. NCBI's taxonomy places the organism in Eukaryota, Metazoa, Chordata, Actinopteri, Scombriformes, Scombridae. Gene Ontology annotation, molecular function: thiolester hydrolase activity. Gene Ontology annotation, cellular component: lysosome. The transcript has 8 exons. The record is from RefSeq and is a predicted model, not a curated record. The coding region runs from base 241 to 1155 and encodes 304 amino acids.
GCUGCUCUGUGUUUUCCUUUUUUUUUCUUUUUUAGUAUUAUUUACGCAGCUAAACAUAAAGGCAGUGUGGGUGUGAAACAGGGAGAUUUUAAAAAAUGAUGGCACAACAUUAACAUCAGGAUUUGAUGUUUUUAUUUUUAUUUUAACAGGUGUUUUUUUUUUCUUUUUCUGCAGGAUUUCACUGCAUAUUCUUAAUUUUUGUUUUAAUUAAUAUUAUUUUUAAGUCGUUUUGAGUUCACCAUGAAGGGCUCCCGUUCUGAUAUCAAAAGCCGGAGGAGGGGCAGCAGCAGCGGGGCAGCCAGGCUCCUCUACCCGCUGCUCGGUGCGUGUCUCUGGGCUGCAGUGGUCGCAUACAAGCCGGUGGUCAUUGUACACGGUCUGUUCGACAGCUCAGGGGAUUUUAAAAACUUACUGACCUUCAUUAACGAGUCUCACCCUGGAACAAAUGUGACGGUCAUCGACUUGUUCGACAGGAGCGCCAGCCUGCAGCCCAUGUGGAAGCAGGUGGAGGGAUUCAAAGAAGCUAUUUACCCGAUAAUGCAAAACGCAGCAGAGGGAGUCCACUUUAUCUGCUACUCUCAAGGUGGGCUGAUUUGCAGGGGGAUCCUCUCCACUCUGUCCAACCACAACGUUCACACCUUCAUCUCGCUGUCAUCGCCUCAGGCCGGACAGUACGGAGACACAGACUACUUGAAGUACCUUUUCCCUCAGUUUAUGAAGUCCAACCUGUUUCACCUCUGCUACACUGGAAUAGGACAGAGGAUAUCCAUCUGUAACUACUGGAACGACCCCCACCACAGAGACCUGUACCUGAACAGCAGUGAUUAUUUGGCUCUGCUCAACAGUGAGAGACCAAAUCCAAAUUCAACAGAGUGGAAGAAAAACUUCCUCAAAAUCACAAAGCUGGUGUUGAUCGGAGGCCCGGACGACGGAGUCAUCACUCCCUGGCAGUCGAGUCAGUUUGGAUUUUAUGACGACAACGAGACCGUCGUUGAGAUCCAGAACCAAGACCUCUACUUGAGAGAUGUUUUUGGUCUGAAGACGCUGGCGGCUCGAGGCGAUCUGAUCUUGUGUUCUGUUCCCGGCGUGGAACACAUCUAUUGGCACUCGAAUGAGACUGUGUUCCACCUGUGCAUGGAGAAAUGGCUGCAGUAGAACUAAACUCUUUUACAGCACACACACACACACACACACACACAGCAUCAGAUCGGAUAAGCUCUCGACUUCUUCUGCCUCUACAACUACUGUAAAGUUUACGCGAACAUUUCUGGAUUUUCUCUCGAGAGCGUAAUCUUUUUUUUUUUUUUUUUUUUGAUUACAUCUCCUUGAAAUCAAACGGCAAUCAGACAGUGUUGCCCGUUAUUUUAAAGGUAACAUUUUCGUUGUACUUUCUGUCGAUAGGGUUUGUUUCUGUAGGUCUUUUUUCUAUGUUAUACUCGCAUGUUUAAAUACUGGGUUACUCGUAAAUAUGUAUUUCUAACCAUUGUGGUUGCUGCUGGAAAAAUUCAACCUGUACGUGUGUUAGCUGAAGGAUUUUUUUCCUUCAGAAGAGAGAAACGCAAGCUGUUCAAAGCCUCAAAUUUAAACACUUCCAGAAACUUGGUGCAAGAUUAAUCGCUGCUAUGUAAUUAAAACAGAAAAAGGGAACAGAAGAGUAAAUCAGGUUUAUUCCCAGGUCUGUAUUAACCCUUACAUACUGUUUGUGUCAAAUUUUAACCCAUUUUGACAAUUGAAAGCAACACAAACACCAUAAAAUAACCAAAAAUAAAUUACUAUCCUGGAGCCUGAAUUUGCAUUUAUAGGUAAAAAAGCUCUGUAUUGAACUCAAACGGUCUCUUUCUGCAGCCCCUCAGUGGGUGUGUGUGAUGUCAGCUCGAUAGAAAAGUAGAAAAAAACGUCACAAACGAAGCGUUCAGAGCAGGUUGAAAAGCUUUUGACUUGCAGGGAGCAUUUCUGCUUAAAAGUGUUGGAACUUUAACCAUGUUUAACACGGAUACCCAACAUCAUAACAGUAUAGAAAUAACAGAAAACCUGACAAAGGGAUAACGUGUCCCCCUUUAAAAGGAGCACUCCAGCAAUUUAUUAUUGUUUUAAUGAAAUUUAGGAGACUUGGUAGAGAUGAAAGGAAGUCAGAAGCUCCCAAGUUUUUAUUGUUACAGUUUAACCCACAAGGUGUUGAUGCGUUUAGGGUCAGGUGUGCACAAGGUCCAUCUUUCUUGACCUGCUGGGGACACAUUAAAAACAGGAAAGUCAAAUAUAAUUGGUGAGAGGUUGAGACAUUCUUGACUUAAAAUGCUGAGUUUGGUUGCAGUUUCCAUAACGCUACUCAGUAGCAUGUUUAAUAUCUUUCCUGCUUGGUAAACACACAAAAACUCCUUGCCUCCAGUUUUUUAAUGCAGGCUUUUUUCUUUUUUUGUUUAAAAUGUGAAGCCUCAACCUCACACUGUGGUACACCUGAUGACAUCACCAGGGUUAUUUUCUCAGAUCUGUCCGUCCGAGCUUUCCCGAGCAACCUGUUGAGAUCUUUAUUUGUGAAAACUUGUGGAGUGGACCCUAACCCCCCCUUUUCAUGUUUGUGCAUUUCAAGUGUUGACUCCAUUUACAUACAUACAAUAUAUCCAUGUGUGUGUCUGUGUGCGUUUUGGUCACACAUACCUCAAAAAAGAAAAACGCACCGCACAUAACACAACAGUGCCUGAGCGACGUUCUGUCAUCUUGUCUACAUGUACAGACUCACUGCCCUGCUCAUCUUUUGAUGCAGUAAUUUAUAUCUUUUUAUUCCUUUUUAAUCCUGGGAAUCAUGUUUUCCUGUUUUUUAGUUUUAGCAUGUACAUAUAUAAUCAUGGAUAUCAUGUUUAAUGUCAUUAUCAUGCAGUGCUUUAGAGCCAUAGUCGCUUGAGUAGAUUAAGCCUUAAACUUUUCCCCUUACAUGCCUCAGUGUUUCAUGUCUCAUACCGAAGUGCUAUAAUACGCUGCCUUUUGUGAGGGUGCUAAAAAAAAAAGUAAAAAUAAGUGGAUGGAGAGUUUUGUGCAGAAUAGUCGGAGAGUGGCAGCGCUAUAUUAGUGUUUACUUGUCCACCAAACUAUUGUUCGUGGCACUAUUUACCUCCCAUCGCAUUUAGAUAUCUCAGGCGUUUUAGCGACAUCUCUGUUUGUCUGUCUCUGUUGUAAAAAAAAAAAAAAAAAAGGGAUCGGUUUUUCUCUUUAACUGUUUUUUUUGCAUUUUAUUGGAUGUUUAAUGGAUGUAUUUACAGAUGUUACAGAGAAAAAAGAAAUAUCUGUUGUGUGAUUAAAAACAAAAAGCGAAUACGUAACUAUUUGAAUCAGCAAAGUAGGCCUUUGUGUUGCACAAUAUUUUUGCCUGAUGAGGGAAAAGGACAAAAAUGACAAAGAUGGAAUGAUAUUGUUGUUUUAGAGCUGUUAAACUUUCAGUAUUAUUUUAAUAUUCUUGUAGUUCUUCUAUCAUGUAUAUGCUUGUUCAAAUUAAUUAACCUAACUUCCUAAAUUGUGGAUUUUAAGGGAUGUCCUCCUCCUACUAUGUUCAUUUUGUUCUUGCUAUACAAAUGGUAAAUGUGGAAAUGGACACUUGUUUUUUUAAAACUCAAACAGAAGCAGAGCUAUUUUGACUAUUUGUGUCCUACAAUUUGUAUAGUCUGUGAUCUGCCAAUAUAAAAGGUGUCAAAUGUCAUUUCCUCAU